Messenger RNA from Neltuma alba, 897 nucleotides. RefSeq lists its product as uncharacterized. NCBI's taxonomy places the organism in Eukaryota, Viridiplantae, Streptophyta, Magnoliopsida, Fabales, Fabaceae. The transcript is spliced from 4 exons. The record is from RefSeq and is a predicted model, not a curated record. Bases 90 to 740 code for a protein of 216 amino acids.
ACCCAUACGCACCUUGAAGAAUUCUUUCGGGCUGGCUGGUGUCGGUGUCGUCUUGUUUUACACUUCCAGGCUUCGCUUAAAUUCCUCAUAUGAAAACAAUUACGAGCUCACCUCACUUUCUGUUCCUCUUCCUUCUCCUUCUCUCUCUGCUUCUCCUCGUUUCCCGCAAUCCCCAGUUUGUCCGCUUCGCCGAGGGCGCCAAGCGACGAGUCCACAUCCCUGACGAUUUGGACGACGUUGUUGACGAUGAAGAGGACGAUGCUUGGAGACAAUGGGGCAAGAAACAUUCAUCCUCUUCCGAGUUCGAUCUUCCGCCUCCCGAGGAUUUCUCCAAUAUGGACAUCUCCCAGAUCCAAGCUGAGAUGGCCAAGCGCCAAUCCGGUCCCGCAAUCGGAUUCGUUAAGCUCCGGUUAGGGGUUCCUCGAACUCCGGAAAUUGUGGGCAACAUUGCAAAGAAAUGGACUGAAAUGAUGAGAAGUGGAGCUGUUGGAGCAAGGUUCAUGGGUGUUGAUCUUAAUACAGUCAUGUUUAACCUGGAAUCAGGCAAACAACUUGAAGAAUUGAAGGAAUUUAUCUUGAACGAACCAGAAGCAUAUGAGAUGAAGAUUGGGGAUCAAGUUUUUCGAAGACCCGGAGAUCCUCCUCUGGACGAGGUUAUUGGGAGGCUUCAAAGUGAGAAAAACAAAGCAGAUAACGCUGGACCUCAGGAAACUGAUGCACAAAUGAAAGAGGAAUUGUAAUUGAGCGCACGUGUGCGCGGGCGUGAGUACCCUUCAUGAUCCAGUUCCCGGAUGUUGCUGAACGCAGCAAGCAUUUCGUAAACCAAUCAACCUGAUAGUUUACCAUGUUUUAUUUAUUUAUUUAAUGACGGAUUUGAACUUCAUAUUUUUACUCGUA